This is a messenger RNA of Pyrgilauda ruficollis (rufous-necked snowfinch), 1806 nucleotides long. RefSeq names its product serine/arginine repetitive matrix 4 (gene SRRM4). The transcript is spliced from 13 exons. Lineage: Eukaryota; Metazoa; Chordata; Aves; Passeriformes; Passeridae. Bases 1 to 1806 code for a protein of 601 amino acids. The record is from RefSeq and is a predicted model, not a curated record. Gene Ontology annotation, molecular function: mRNA binding. Gene Ontology annotation, cellular component: nucleus. Gene Ontology annotation, biological process: regulation of RNA splicing; neuron maturation; mRNA processing.
AUGGCCGGCGUGCAGCAGGGCGAGAAGCAGCUCUUUGAGAAGUUCUGGAGAGGCACCUUCAAAGCCGUGGCCACGCCGCGACCCGAGAGCAUCAUCGUGGCCAGCAUCACCGCCCGCAAGCCGCUGCCCAGUGGGACGCUCAGCUGCCUGCCGUACCCUGCGGAGGACAGACGGCCCGAGAAGCUGAGCAGCUGCGUGGUCAGGGAGCCUGCCAGCACCAAUGGCUGUGCCAAGGGGAGGGACAGACGAGACCAUGCCCACCGCAGGUCACGCAGCCCUUCAUGCGAUGGGGAGCGGCCACUGCCAGCUCGGGGGAAGAAGAAGAAAAAGAAAUCUGGCCGCAAGAAGAGAAGGAGGUCUCCCUCCUACAGUCCUUCACCUGUGAAGAAGAAGAAGAAGAAGAGCUCCAAGAAGCGAAAAAGAAACAGGUUGUCAUCAAAGAAGAGAAGGCACAGUUCUUCAAGCCCCAAAAGUAAGAGAAAGGAAGAAAGAAAACACAAAAAACACUCUCGUGGGCGCACCCGGAAAUCCCAUCGGCAUCGCCGCUGCCACUCUCGCUCAGAGAGCUCCGACUCCCACUCCCCCAGCUGCCGGAGCAGGCACAGAGCCAGGUCUCGGGAGGAAGGGCGUAAAACACGGCAAAGGCGCUCCUGGCACCAUUCAAAGAUCACGGCAAAGAGAAGCUCCUCUGCAGAGGUUCAGGCCAGUCAAAAAGCCAGCCCAGCCCUCCCACUCUACAGCUUCCUGUCUUCUAAGGAAGUAAUCUCUCAGUCAGGGUCUUCUGCUGACCUCUUUACCAAAACAGACAGCCCGCCUGGCAACCUAGCCAGCCAGAAUGGAGAGUAUCAUGAAUAUGACUCAGGAAACGAUACUUCCUCCCCUCCCUCCACUCAAACGAGCUCAUCCAGGUCAAAGGACAGCCAGGAGAAAAGAAGUCUAGUCCAUGAUGGCUUUGGCCAUGCCUUCUCGUCCGGGAAGCCCAAACUGGCCAACAGCGAUAACAGCUCUGAUUCAGGAAAUUCCUUCACCAGUUGCUUUUCCCAGACCAAGGGAACAGCUUUGGAAAAUCUGUCUCCAGAUGCCCAGGGACAAGACCGAAGAGCGUGCCUACCCUCAUGUCUCGGUUCCUCAGAGGAGAAGAAGCGAAUCUUCCUCCCCUCGGCAGCGUCCAGCUCCCCGGCCAGGCCUGGCUCCCGCAGCGAGUCCUGCAGCAGCACGGGCCGAUCCUCCCCCGGCUCCAGCCGCUCCCGCUCCUCGCACCGCAAGGCCUCGCCCAGGUCCUCCCGAAGCAGGUCCUGCUCCUCGGGAAAGAGGUCUUCCUCACGUUCCCCCAGCUAUUCCUCCAAAUCCUGCAAAAAAAGUCCUGGGAGUAGAAGUUCAAGGCCUCGCCGGAGCCCCAGUUACUCCCGCUACAGCCGUAGCAGGGACCGCGAGCGGGAGCACAAGUACGGCUCCAGCGAGAAGGAGUCGCAGCGGGAGCGGCAGCGGCGGCGCCGCUCCUAUUCCCCCCUGAGGAAACGCCGGAGAGACUCCCCCAGCCACCUCGAAGCUCGGCGCAUCACAAGUGCCCGCAAACGCCCCAUCCCCUACUACCGCCCCAGCCCCUCCUCCUCCAGCAGCGCCGGCAGCUAUUCCUCCUGGUACAGCAGCUUCAGCCGCUCCCCGAGCCGCAGCCGCAGCUACUCCAGCUACCGGACGAGCCGGAGCCGAAGCUGGAGCAGCAGCCGGAGCUCGGGCCCCAGGAGCAGCCGCAGCAGGAGCAGGAGCUAUGACUCAGGAGCCAGCUCCGACAGCCUGCGUCGUUAG